This is a messenger RNA of Scomber scombrus (Atlantic mackerel), 4468 nucleotides long. It is a transcript of the gene slc6a4a, whose product is annotated as solute carrier family 6 member 4a. Lineage: Eukaryota; Metazoa; Chordata; Actinopteri; Scombriformes; Scombridae. Gene Ontology annotation, biological process: serotonin uptake; sodium ion transmembrane transport. The transcript is spliced from 14 exons. The coding region runs from base 570 to 2588 and encodes 672 amino acids. Gene Ontology annotation, cellular component: neuron projection; membrane. The record is from RefSeq and is a predicted model, not a curated record. Gene Ontology annotation, molecular function: serotonin binding; serotonin:sodium:chloride symporter activity.
AUGAGAGAGGUUUGAGAGCUCAAUGGGCAAACACGGUGUCCUGAUGUGCUGGUGCACACUGUUUCUCUGGCAAGUUUUUGAAAUACCACAGGAUUCUUGAAGUUUUGGGUAGAAGUUACCGCUGCUGCUAUUUGUGUGUGUUUCAGCUGCCACAGGUUAUACUUGUCAUCCUUUUUUCAUCUCAAAAGAGUGUCAACGUGCUGUUUGUGGGGAUCCAAAAUUCAUGUAACUCUUCUGGUGGCCCCGUCCUGUUCAAACAGAUCUCUCUCCUCUUACAUCCAGUCUGCCCUCUCCCACAUACACACACCUGCCCUCAUUCUGGCCCCAUUCUCAUCUUUUAGCUCUGGCCUCCUGUUCCCUGUCUAUUUUACCUGUCCAAGAAGGACUUUUUUUUUUUUCUGGCCAGAUUUGACCCCAAUACUGUCACUGCACUGUUCCCUCACUCUCCUAAACCUUAUGUUCCCCUCAUGGGCACCAUAUCAGACAACAGUGCCACAUUCCCUUCAUCAUCACUGAGAACCUCUCUCCACCCCUAACCACCUCGCCAACACCAACAUCCACACGACCCAAUGGAGACAAAAGACAUGAUGAUGACGAUGACAAUGGACAAGGGGGAGAAUGAAGGAGAGAAGGACAAAGCGAGAGAGGAGGUGGGGGGUGACGAAGAAGGGACACAGCAAGAAAAUGGUAGACUGAUGCUGUCUGACAAUCUCACAGAGAGAGGACCCAAGAGUCUGAACUCCAGCUCUGGCCAGCAGGUGUCCAAUGGCUUCACUACUUCCACUCCUCAGAGCCCCAGGGAGGGACCAGGGACUGAGGCUUCCUCUGGGGGUACGGCUUCUGCACAAGGAGGUGGCACUGGGUCCUCUGUGCCACUGGGAGGCUUCAGGACUCUGGUGGUCCAACAAACCAGCUUGGAGAGGCCCAGAGAAACCUGGAGCAAGAAGAUGGACUUCUUGCUCUCUGUGAUCGGCUAUGCCGUAGACCUGGGAAAUGUGUGGCGUUUCCCUUACAUCUGCUACCAAAAUGGAGGAGGUGCCUUUUUGCUGCCCUACCUGUUGAUGGCGGUGUUUGGAGGUGUGCCUCUCUUCUACAUGGAGCUGGCGCUCGGACAGUUCCACCGCAGCGGCUGCAUCUCCAUCUGGAAAUACGUCUGUCCCAUCUUCAAAGGCAUAGGCUUUGCCAUCUGCAUUAUAGCCCUUUACAUUGCAUUCUACUACAACACCAUCAUGGCCUGGGCCUUGUACUACCUAUUAUCGUCGUUCCGGUCCACCCUGCCCUGGUCAACCUGCACCAACGAGUGGAACACACACAACUGCCACAGCUACAUGUACACCGACAAAAAUGUGUCGUGGACCAACUCCUCUACCUCCCCCGCCGAGGAGUUCUAUACUCGACAGGUGUUGCAGGUCCACCUCUCCGAAGGUCUGCACCAGUUGGGCUCUGUCAGCUGGCAGUUGGCCCUCUGCCUGCUCUUCAUCUUCACCAUCGUCUACUUCAGCAUCUGGAAGGGAGUCAAGACGUCUGGAAAGGUAGUUUGGGUGACUGCUACCUUUCCCUAUCUGGUCCUCCUGGUGUUGCUCGUCCGUGGGGCCACUCUGCCAGGGGCCUGGAGGGGCGUGGUUUUCUAUCUCAAACCUGAUUGGGAGAAACUUCUCAGCACUACAGUGUGGAUUGAUGCAGCAGCUCAGAUCUUCUUUUCUCUGGGUCCGGGGUUUGGCGUGCUCCUUGCCUUUGCCAGCUACAACCCGUUUCACAACAACUGCUACAAAGACGCUUUGAUCACCAGCUCUGUGAACUUCCUGACUAGCUUUCUGUCGGGCUUUGUCAUCUUUACUGUACUGGGCUACAUGGCUGAGAUGAGGCACCAGGAUGUGGAUGCUGUAGCAAAGGAUGCUGGUCCCAGUCUGUUAUUCAUUAUUUAUGCAGAAGCCAUAGCAAACAUGCCUGCUGCCACCUUCUUUGCCAUCAUCUUCUUCCUCAUGAUCAUCAUGUUGGGUCUGGAUAGCACGUUUGCAGGGUUGGAGGGGGUGAUCACAGCUAUGCUUGAUGAGUUCCCCAAUUUACUGGCUAAGAGACGAGAAUGGUUUGUCCUUGGCCUUGUGUGUGUCUGCUACCUGGGGGCUCUCUCCACACUCACAAAUGGAGGAGCUUUUGUGGUGAAGCUGUUUGAAGAGUACGCCACAGGUCCUGCAGUCAUCACUGUGGUCCUGCUCGAAGUCAUCGCUGUUUCCUGGUUCUAUGGUACCAACCGUUUCUGUAAUGACAUCUAUCUCAUGCUUGGUUUCUACCCGGGUUGGUUCUGGAGGAUCUGCUGGGUGGCCAUCUGUCCCUGCUUUCUCUUGUUCAUCAUCAUCAGUUUCCUGGCCUUCCCUCCAGAGGUCAAGUUGUUUCACUACCACUACCCUCCAUGGACCACCGUCCUGGGCUACUGUAUUGGGGUGUCUUCAUUCAUCUGUGUGCCUGCCUACAUGGUCUACCACUUGCUCAGUGCCAAGGGCACAUUCAAACAGCGCCUGUUAAAGAGUAUCACUCCAGAGCCCAGCAGUAACCAACACAGAGACUUCAUUGUCACCAACGCAGUCUGACUAAACCCUGACCAAAUGAAGGUGGUGCUCUAACUACCUAGAGCGCUCUCUUCUGGUCAUACUGAAAAACUACAGGACAAGGGGGCUACCUUUCACCGUCUUUGCCUCUUUUCACACAUCUCCUACACCUGUUCAUCUUUCUCACACUGAAAUCUAGAGAUGGAGGUGGAGUAAGAUGGAGCCAGGCUGUAGUAGUUAAGUUUAGCUUGGGUUUGUUCAGUUCCUGAUGUUGGUUCAGUUUUGCGGCAGUCUUCAGCUGCAAAGCGCAGAGCUUCUUUUCAGUAUUUUCAGCAUUCACAUCUUCUUAUAAAAAAAAUGUGGCACCUAAGUUAUUUAGUGACCACCCGUUUCUUCAGGUUAAACAGUCUUACAGAUAUUUUAUACAAUUAUAUAAAUUAUGAUACAAUCAGUGUUCAUGUAGACAAUAUAACAUGCUUUCAAACUGGAGAUACUGCACAUUGCAAUGAUUUCAGUUGGGGAAGCUUAGAUAGUUAACUUUCAAUCCACACAUCAUUUUUAUGGUUGUAUUUUCAUAUUAUGCUGUUAAGUUGCAUUCUGAUAUGUAGCAAAAUUCAGGUAUCUUUUAACAUCUGUUACUGAAGCCAAAUAUAUCUGUUCUGUUUAUAUUUCUAAAGAUGUUUCAAUAUUGUAGUUGUGUUCUGUUAAGUAUUGACUGACAGCCUGUGUUUAUUUGGUGGCAUCUCGGACGAAGGACGGAUUUGCAAUGAGUUCCCUUACACUGUGAAGCAUUGUCUGUUGGUGACAUGAAUGUGUAUGUGUGUGUGUGUGUGUGUGUGUGUGUGUGUGUGUUUGACUCUGUGUGUGUGUGUGUGUGUGUGUGUGUGUGUGUGUGUGUGUGUGUGUGUGUGUGUGUGUGUGUGUGUGUGUGUAAAACGAAGACUGUUAUGUCCAGUAACAAAAAAAGAAGGCGGAACCACCCUGUUGAGCAUGUGUUUUCAUUCUAUAACUGCAAUAUAAGAUGUUUUAAGAUAAAGAUAAGAUUAUUUCAGAAUGUAUCAUUGCUGUCAUUUUGACCUUCCACACUUCAAUAUGACGUACUAUUAUGAUACAUAGUGCUGAUUUUCUUUGUUUAAUCAUGGUGAUAUUCUGCAUAGAAACCAAAUAUGGAUCAGAGCUAAUAACAUUUCCAGUGUCAUAGUCUGAAAAUCAGCGUUACUACUCUUUACUUUCUACCAAAAAUCAGUGAGUUUUUGGUGUGUAUGCACAUGUGCCUGUGUGUGUGUGUGUGUGUGUGUGUGUGUGUGUGUGUGUGUGUGUGCGCGCGCGCGUUUGUGCGAGAAACAGAGAGAGUGUAUGUAUCUGUGUGUAUGUAGGAGCAGGAGUUAAAAUAUGGCAAGUACUGUACAUCUACAUGUGUAUUUACUAGUCAGUCUGGUAUUGGUGUAAUCUAUCCUGUGAAUACCUGUCUCCUUCCCUUAUGGAUGUGUGAAUGUGUGUGUGUGUUUAGUACUCAUGUGUCAGUGUGUGUGUGUGUGAGUGGGUGCACCCUGGUUAGUAUGUCGGUGCACGUACAGUAUGAUUGUCAGUUGAUCAAAAAGGUUUAGAGGUGUUCAGCCCCUUUAUGUGUGCAUGCCGUGAUGUGUGUGUAUACUGUACUUCAAAUGUGUGUGUGUGUGUGUAUGUGCGCGUGUGCGUGUGUCUGUGAUGUGAUCUCCUGUUGUCUUGUUAACUGCCAAAAUAUCCUAUGAAGGAAGUAAACUCCCUCUUGCCUCUCUCUCUCGUACCUCUCAAGCUUAUAUAAGAUCUAUGUAUGUCAAUAAAAGACUGUAUUGAGAAAUACACCUGUAUAGAUUAAAGAUAUAUAAAUAUAUGGGAAAUGACAGAUAAUAAAGAUAUAUGGAAAUAAAUAAUAACCUCUA